GUUGAUCUUCGUCAUUUCAAACAACAACCAGGUUCCAGUGACGUUCCAAUCGGUAUAGAUCUAACAGAAUUCUACAAAAGCGUCGAGUGGGACAUCCUUCUAGUUCCAGCCAAGUACAAUAUGGAGUUUUAUGACUGCUGCCCCGAACCUUAUCCCGACAUUACUUUUAACGUUACCAUGCGUAGGAAAACGUUGUUUUAUACGGUCAACCUGAUUAUCCCUUGUGUGGGGAUAUCUUUCUUGACAGUCCUAGUGUUCUACCUACCCUCAGACAGUGGGGAAAAGGUUUCUUUGUGCAUGUCGAUCCUCGUGUCCUUAACUGUAUUCUUCCUGUUGUUGGCUGAGAUCAUCCCUCCUACUUCCCUGGCUGUUCCUCUUCUUGGGAAAUACCUGCUUUUCACCAUGAUACUGGUGACUUUAUCAAUAUCAGUGACGGUUGGGGUUCUCAAUGUCCACUUCCGGUCACCGUCUACCCACACCAUGUCUCCUUGGAUCAGAAGGGUGUUCAUUCAUAUCAUGCCACGCCUCUUGCUCAUGCAGAGACCACAUUUUACGUCCGAUGACGAACAGGGGCAGCCCCUGAAGUUCCUCUCCAGAAGUUGUAACGGAGUGGAAGUGAGAAGAGAUUCCUUCCUUCAGAUUCCUCGCUCUGCCCGAGAUCCCGAUCCCUUUACAUACCGAGGACACGAGAGUCCUGAAGAAGCGGAGGCUCUGUCAGGAGGAAGAUACUACACUCACAGACAACACCAUCCUGAAAUUAAUCAAGCAAUAGAAAGCAUAUUACUCAUUGCUGAACACAUAAGGAAAGCAGAUGAAGAGGAGAGUGUGGUGGAGGAUUGGAAGUUCGUAGCCAUGGUCCUGGACCGUUUCUUUCUUUGGGUCUUUACAAUCGCCUGUGCUGUAGGAACAUGUGGAAUCAUCUUUCAAGCUCCUUCUCUUUAUGACAGCACAAUCCCAAUAGACAACCUGUCAAGAAUCGGAAGAGAAUUAUAAUUUAGUUAGGUUUUUACAUUAUCUUCUGAUCGUUUCAACGUUGUUAUUCAGCCCUAUAUGGCAGCUAUGUGUAUGGGUAGUGCUUUCAAAACCUUCUAGUUCUCCUUUUGUUUAGUUUUUAGUUUUUACAACCGCUAAACAAGAAGUUAAACGUUGUAUUUGUAGCUUUCUGCAGCUAAAAAUGGUAAAGAAGAGAAUUAUUCUACAUAAGCUACAAUUCUCUUCCAAUCACUUUUCCUUUCCAGGCGUCUCCCGAGUGUGUUAUCAAGUUCAGAAUUUUCUCCAAUCUUGUGACGUCAUUAUUCUUGGUGGACUCGUGGUAAUUUCUGCUAUAACAGUCAAUCAGUUUUGAAAAGUGACAAAUUCCACGGAAUAUAACACGUUCCUCUCUAAUGCUCAAGAGCUACCAAGAUUUGGUAAAUGAAAUAAAUGUUUCUAAAUCCA
Limulus polyphemus (Atlantic horseshoe crab) is the source of this 1437-nucleotide messenger RNA. Its product is annotated as acetylcholine receptor subunit alpha-like. The annotation marks the transcript as partial. The transcript is spliced from 2 exons. Lineage: Eukaryota; Metazoa; Arthropoda; Merostomata; Xiphosura; Limulidae. Gene Ontology annotation, biological process: monoatomic ion transmembrane transport; chemical synaptic transmission; nervous system process. Gene Ontology annotation, cellular component: neuron projection; membrane; synapse. The record is from RefSeq and is a predicted model, not a curated record. Gene Ontology annotation, molecular function: transmembrane signaling receptor activity; neurotransmitter receptor activity; extracellular ligand-gated monoatomic ion channel activity.